Messenger RNA from Cladophialophora psammophila CBS 110553, 1947 nucleotides. RefSeq lists its product as uncharacterized. The record is from RefSeq and is a predicted model, not a curated record. The transcript has a single exon. The coding region runs from base 1 to 1947 and encodes 648 amino acids. NCBI's taxonomy places the organism in Eukaryota, Fungi, Ascomycota, Eurotiomycetes, Chaetothyriales, Herpotrichiellaceae. Gene Ontology annotation, cellular component: cytoplasm. Gene Ontology annotation, molecular function: oxidoreductase activity.
AUGGGCGACGCCGCUGCAUCACCCACGUCCUCGUCUCCGCAGCCACCGGUCCGCUCCGGCCUGCCCAGCGCCCACCCGACCGCGUCCUUCUGGCAGACGUCCUUCCCGAACCGUCUGGCUGGCCACCGCUCCACGCCGGAGCUGCCCUCCCGCGCGGACGUGGUCGUCGUCGGCACGGGGAUCAGCGGCACCUUUGCGGUCGACGAGUUGUUGAACAGCAACGGCAGCACGGCUACGUCUUCCAGGGCGCGCAGAGGGACAGAGGCAGAAACAGCUGCCAUAGAAACAGGCCUCGGUCUCGAUGUCCUGGUCCUCGAAGCCCGCACGCUCUGUUCGGCCGCGACGGGGAGGAACGGCGGACACUUGCAGCCCGUCAUCCACAAUGCGCCGGCGCACAUAAUCGAUUUCGAGCUACGCAAUUUCCGCCACAUCGAGGCCUUGGUGCGGAGUAGAGACAAAGCAAGCGACGACGGCAGCAGCAAUAGUAAUACUUGCGACAAUGAUACUACGACGACGAAGACGUCGUCAUCGUCGUCGCCGUCGCCUUCUUGGUGUGACUUUCGCAGGCUCGAGGGGUGUCUUGGGUUCUGGAACAAGGAGUAUUUCAGGGACGCGAAGCGGGGCCUCGCUGCUGCUGCUGCCGUCGCCGCCGCGGCGAAUGUGGACAAGAAUAAGAACGGCAUUCCCCCAGAGGACUACGCCGGAUUAGCCAGGGUGGUUGAGGAUGCCGAGGAGUUGGGGGCGCUGGGAUUGAGGGUGGAGAGCGGCGCAGUGGGCGCAAUCGUCCAGAGCGUGGCGGCUAGUUUGAGUCCUUACAAGCUCUGCGUGGGUGUGUGGAGGGGUUUGCUUGAGCGGUUCGAGCAAAAGGUUGUUCCAGGCAGUCACGAGAAGGAGAGAGCGGUGCCAAAACAACGCAAGUCAAGUCUGAAUUUACAGACGAAUACACCUGUCACGGCGCUGGAGAGAUGCCACAACGACAACGACAGCGGCGGUUGUUGGAUACUGCAUACACCUCGCGGAUCUGUGCGAGCGCGCGCCGUCAUCCUCGCCACAAACGCUUACACCUCCCAUUUGCUCCCGGAGUUCGCGCGCCUGAUCCGUCCCGUGCAGGCCCAGAUGUCUGCUCUUGUCCCCCCGCCCACGUCGAAGCAUGGCAACGGCAGCGGGGGCGGAGGUAGGAGCGGGAUGACGACGAACACGCGUAAAGCGAGGAAGUUGAUCCCGAUGAGUUACGGGUUCAUGGGCGUCGGCGACAUGGACAGGGUCAUGAGCGAUUACCUCGUGCAGAAUCCGUACGCUAUCCACCACCAUCACCAUGGUUGCAAUCACCAAGAAAACGCAGCCGAGCAAGCAGGCACGGGAAAGGACGACGAAGGCGUCUCCAGCGAGGGUGAUGGCGCAGGAGGCCACCUCAUGUUCGGCGGCGGCCGGCAUCUCGCUCCCAACCACGGCGAGGGCGUGUGGGACGACGACUUUGUCGACGACCGCGUUGAGAUGUACCUGCGCGGUCUGCCCCAAAGGCUGAAGCUGAGCUUGGACCCUGACCUGAACCUCCACCUUCGCUCUGAACCUGACUCUCACCCUGACCUACACCUUGAACCCGGAACCGAGGACGAAGCACACCUCGCCAUCGCAGCCUCCUGGACGGGCAUCAUAGGCCACUCCUCCGACGGGCAUCCGUGGGUGGGUGCCGUGCCAGACCACGCAAACCGCGGCGGCGCGUUCGUCGUGGCCGGGUACACGGGCCACGGGAUGACGAACGCGCCAUUGUGCGGGCGCGGCGUCGCCAGGAUGGCGCUGAGGUAUUUGUUACGAGCAGACGUGGAUGGGAAGGCGGAUAGCGGUACGGAUGGGGACGGGGAUGAGAACGGGGACGGCGAUGUCGAUGUGCCGAAGGAGUACCUUAUAACACGAGAGCGGAUGGACCGUGUUGCCAUUGUCGUGUGA